Kockovaella imperatae is the source of this 1514-nucleotide messenger RNA. RefSeq lists its product as hypothetical. Lineage: Eukaryota; Fungi; Basidiomycota; Tremellomycetes; Tremellales; Cuniculitremaceae. Bases 217 to 1218 code for a protein of 333 amino acids. The record is from RefSeq and is a predicted model, not a curated record. The transcript is spliced from 2 exons.
UGGAACUCGUGCGCGGACCAGAUCAUUCGCGAUGCUUGUGAGAUUGCCUUGAACCGGCCUAUUGGACCGACGUUCACCUCUAGUGUGUACAAGACUGCACCAACGUCAACGACUACCGUGACGCGCACGCGCAGCAGUGUCAUCCCGGUGGUUGUCACUUCGACCAGCACAACGACCACCACCCUGGCUUCGACGGUGUUAGAUCCGACAGUAACCAUGACGACCGUGACCUUUACGCCAACCGCAACCGCCACUGCCUCAACUGUGGUCUUCACUACCAUGGUCUCAACAUCGACCAUCACAUCCGCAACCAUUGUUUCUACAAGCACGGUAACAAGCACAACCAUCUCCUACUCUACCACGUAUUCCGGGUCACAAGCUGUGCAAACCAGUGUCGGCGGUCAGUCGAGCUUUACUCCUUCACCAGGCUCUCAAUAUCUUGUCUGCUCCGGCUAUUAUCCGAUUGUCAUUGCUGGUGCCAGCGGAGGUAAUCGUACAUUCGCGGACGACGGUACCCAGGCUGCUGUACCGGUAUACACUGGAGGAAAGGCUGUGAUAAUCAGCGCCGUUGUUUACCUCGAAGCUUACGCCGGGAAUGAUGCCUCCGUACAAGCUCCGAAUUACCAGUUUGUACCUGGCACCACCGGACAGAGUGGCGGAGCUGGGGGUGGUGGAGGAGCCAGUAACGUGUUCUUCACGACCUCACAAGGCCAGGAUUCAGUGCAGGUCAUCGUCGCCGGCGGAGGUGGAGGUGCAGGAUGGAACAACAAUGGUGGUGAUGCUAGUCUGACCCUCCAGGGUGGAUCCAGUACUGGCGCGGGUCCCACGCAGGCGGGCGGGCAGUCCACCUCAGGGGUUCAAGGAACGACUGAUGACACCGAUUACUACUGCGGCGGAGGCGGAGGGGGCGCCACGACGGACGAUAGCAACCGUAGCAACGACAAUCAAGGGGACGGCGAAGCGUCGUCCGGAAUCGAUGACCUGACCGGAGGCACGCCGGCAUUUCCCCCUUAUCAGAACGCCGGGAGCGAUGGAGGGGGCAACGGAGGGGGUGCCGGAGGCUCCUAUACGACCGCCUGUCCAGCCGGAAGCAGUCUUCAGUUCCCUCCAGGAUCUGAUGGCAAUGACUGUCAACCUUGUCCGGGAGGCGGAGGUGGUGGUGGUGAGUCUUGCUUUUGUCUUCAUUGGAACCCGAGCCCGAAUUUUAAUCCCGUUUAGGCUUCAACGGAGGAGGAGGCGGCCUGGGUGGGCAGGUUCUAUCCUCCGAAUCUCAAACUCCGUCCCCCUCAAAUGACAACAAUCCAGUUAAAUACAUCCUAACGCCGUAUGGUCAAGGCGGUGGCGGAGGCGGAUCAUAUCUCGCGGCAGGCAACACACUUGUGUCGUCAUCGUCGAGCUGGCUUGGUCCGGGAUUCAUCUCCCUGGGGAUUGGCUAUAACUGAAACUCUGGCCAAUCCAUUUUGAGUUCCAGCGUAGGGGUUGUCUUUGAGACUGGGGUUUGCAAUAUGCAUGAG